This is a messenger RNA of Diaporthe citri, 2181 nucleotides long. RefSeq lists its product as uncharacterized. The record is from RefSeq and is a predicted model, not a curated record. Gene Ontology annotation, biological process: positive regulation of transcription by RNA polymerase II; DNA-templated transcription. Lineage: Eukaryota; Fungi; Ascomycota; Sordariomycetes; Diaporthales; Diaporthaceae. Gene Ontology annotation, molecular function: zinc ion binding; DNA-binding transcription factor activity, RNA polymerase II-specific; sequence-specific DNA binding. Bases 1 to 2181 code for a protein of 726 amino acids. The transcript is spliced from 3 exons.
AUGUCCCCCUUCCUUCUCACAACACAGUCCGGCAUCGAUCCGGGAAGACACCCGUUCCUCAUCGGAAAGCCUCCGUUUCGCAGCUGGUGUCAGCCCAUAGCAGGAUGGACGGAGACGCCCAGGUCCCCACGCCCAUGCCGCCAGGCCGACGGCCGCAACGACCUCCAAAGACCCGGCCGCGCGUUGGAGCCGCUUGUGCUCGAUGCCAGAAGCGGAAGAUCCGGUAUUCUGAUCCGCAUUGCCAUGAGCAGCUAUGUCAACGGCCUGGAAACCCGGGUAAAGUGGCUCGAGUCUCUACUGCGGGAAAAGGUGCCCGGUAUCGCCCUAGACAGCCCCGACGAUGGGACCACGGGUCUCCCGUCGCCGGACCAAGGUAGCUCGGAGACCCAGGGCUCACUCCGCAAGAUCUCGGAGCAGAUAGGGCUUGUCUCCAUCGCCCCAGGGACAGAUAUGCGUUAUGUUGGCCCGUCAAGCGGCCUGUUCUUCACCAGAUAUGUCCUGGCAGGGCUCGCGAAGCAGGUUCGGAUCGAGAAACCGAUCGCCGAUGCGUCAGAUCAGCGCGCAGAGGUGCCUGCUGACCUGCUCGUGGUCCAACCGAAGGACUUGCCUUUAGACCAACGGCAAGCACGUUGGCUGUCACAGGCAUAUUUUGAUAUUGUUCACCCACAAUACCCUUUCCUGCAUGGACCAACCCACCUGGAAACCAUUCAGAAGAUUUACGAUGGCGAGGAGGUUGGCCCCAUACAAGAGUUCCAAACCUUCUUGGUCCUUGCCAUAGGGGCUACAAUCCACUCUCGUCGAGCCAAGUUGGCGCUCGGGGCUGAAGGAUACUACGCCUCCGCUAUGAGCCGGAUGGACUCGGUUUCCCAAUCUACGUCACUUGGAACAGCUCAAUGCAUAAUGCUCCUGGAAAUGUACACUCUCAACAACCCAUCCUCUGGCCUGAACCUGUGGCCUCUGCACUACCAAUCUCUGGCCAUCACGAUCGAGCUUGGGCUCCACCGAACCUUUCCCGUCAAGGUUCAUUCCACCUAUGAAGAACAGCUGCGCACCAGGGUCUUCUGGUGUGUCUAUACCAUUGACCGUUUGUUGAGCACUUUGAUGGGAAGGCCCAUGGGUGUAAUGGACGAGCAAUGCGAUCUACGGUUUCCGCUGGACAUAAACGACUGUGAUUUGUCACCGGCCCAAAAUGAUUGCACGGUUCGCCGGCCGACUAGCCCACCCACCGAGAUGAGCAGUGCGAUCCAUCUGUUCAAGGUCGCGAGGUUCAAUUCCGAAGUCAAAUGCGUCUUGUAUUGUGUCGACCGUAACUUCCCUCCAUACACUCGUCUGGCUGUUACCGACGCUGUCGGGUGGAAGGCUGAUAUCCUCAACCGACUAGAGGAAUGGAGACGCGAGAUUCCCAAGCACUCCGAAGGCAGCCCGCUCCACCAUAUGAACCUUCUCUGUGACAUCAAAUACCACGAGCUCGUCAUGUUGGUCCUGCGGCCGAACCCUCGGCUUCAACAGCCCGACCGCCAGUCACUCAGCCAAUGCUUUUCCAGCGCGAUGGACUGUUGCAAGCUCUAUCACCAGCUUUAUGUGAGCAAGUCACUGCACUAUGGCUGGAUGAGCGUCCACUCGCUCUUCCUAUGUGUCAUGGUCAUGUUCUACUGCGUGUGGACACCACAGGGGGUCGCAGACGACGCAAACGUCGACUGCCUCAUGCGUGCCCUGAAGGCCUCGUCUGACGUUCUGAGCGCGAUGGGUGAGUACUGGCCCGAGGCGACGAGGAGCCGUGAUAUCCUCGACCGCGUCUCGACUGCGACUAUCCGCCGCUUCUUCACAAAAUCCAAGCAAAGACAUGGCGACGCUGCGGCUACCGAUCCUCGACCGUCUUCAGAUCCUGUUCACAAUGGCAACCCGGGGACAUCCUCCGACUGGACUGGAAUCAGUCAGGCCUCAGGGCCCCUAGCUCCAACGGCCCUUGAUCACAGUGAGGGUAUUAGUGACCCAUUUCUGAACAACUACGGCGUCCAUGAUGAUGCAUUCAUGCCUGCUGAUGUACUUCAUUUCUUUUUGGGCAAUGGUAUGGACAUCGAUACCGGAGAUGGAGCUUCUGGUGACCAGAAUCAUGACGAAAUUGACGAAUUAAUGUACGGACAGUUUGGUGACAGUACAGGCAGUGGGCAAGCGGCAUAG